Molecule: messenger RNA, 863 nt
Organism: Sitophilus oryzae (rice weevil)
Lineage: Eukaryota; Metazoa; Arthropoda; Insecta; Coleoptera; Curculionidae
Exons: 2
Coding region: 117-863 (248 amino acids)
Source: RefSeq, a predicted model, not a curated record
AGAUAAAAACAUAACCUAGAAAUUUUCUAGUCAAGUUUGUUUAGAAACUUUAAACGAAAUAAAACGCAGUAAAAUUAGAAAUCCUUCCUUAUUUAUUGAGUAAAAAUGAGUUUAUAAUGGAUGAAUCCUUAAUAGAGAACUGUGACGACUUAGUCCGAGUAAAAUUAGGGUUUCAAAUAGGAGAACAGUUUACAUCGUUCAAAGAGUUCCAAGAAAAGUUACUUACCCGAGCUAGAGCUAAUUUUGUACGUUUUUCUAGAAAAGACAGCCGAACUAUCGAAGCAGCCAGAAAAAUCAUCAACAGAACUUAUCAAGCUGACUUAAUAUUUUAUCAGUUAAAAUAUGCCUGUUUCUAUUCAAAUAAAAGUCGUACAAAUAACAAACCCCUCAAAAGAAAACGACGCUCACUUAGACAAAAAAUAGACACACCAUGUCCAGCAUUUAUAUCAUUAAGACUAUCUGAAGAUGAUCGUGCUCUGGAGAUAAUUAACAUGGUGGAGUACCAUAAUCACCCUGUAACAGAGGAAGACUACCAAAAGCUGAUUCCAAAGAAAAAGAGUUUAGAAGAUGAAGAAGGAAAUAUUAGUUUUGAAAAUAUCAACACUCCUGAGGACAAAUACAAAAUUGUACUGAACAAAUGCAGACACAUUGCUAGAAUUGCCUCAUUAUCCAGUCCUAGUAAGGUUCAAGAAAUUCUAAAGAAUAUGGAUGAUUAUGUAUUUUAUUUGAAAUAUAGCUUUCCCAACAGUGAAGUUGACGAACUGAUAGAGGGAGAACAGCAAAUUGAAACUAGUAUUGUUGAUCCUUUACUUCAUAACGAGAAUAUUAAAAUAAUUGUGGAAUCUGACCCAAAUAUUGAGUGA